Lymnaea stagnalis (great pond snail) is the source of this 10275-nucleotide messenger RNA. NCBI's taxonomy places the organism in Eukaryota, Metazoa, Mollusca, Gastropoda, Lymnaeidae. The record is from the annotation of a GenBank genome assembly.
AGUUUUUAGACAACAAAAAUGGCCGCCUCCUUGAAAUUGAAGUGGUCGUAGUUUACUCAGUUAACUGUAGAAGUACUGUCAAUUGUAGAGGUUAAACACAUUCAUUUGGACUAGGAAAAGGUAUUAAUCCAUCUAUUAAUGUUGUUGAAUAGUCAUAGACAUUACAGAAUCCUCGUAGAAUUGGGCUAGCUUUUAAUUGAUCUGUUGUGAAAAAGGAAGGACCGUCCUUUGCCAAAUCUUUGCAAUUCUGAUUCUUUCAUUCAUUCAGGCCGCAUGCAUCAAUGACAAUGUCAAUAUUGACAAUAUUAAUCAUUAGGCUAAUUAUUGUUAAUUAGUAUAGGGGUAUAGGUUCUUUGGUAAAACCGAAAAAAAAAAUGAUUAGUCUAUAGUAUAUGUAUAGUAGGGGUGUGCCGGAUUCCGGUCCGGAAUCCGGUUCCGCCGGAUUUUGCACUAUCCGGUGAGAUCCGGUUCCGCCGGAUUUACAUGUAUCCGGAACAACCGGAUUCCGGCAUCCGGAAUAUACCGGAUUUCGGAAUUUGCCAGAUUUUGUGACUCACCGGAUCAUAAUCUGAAAUAAAAGUAAUUCUCUUUCCCGAAUUCCACACGAUCACGAUACAUUAAUCGAUUGUUUCGAGCGUUGAGCUUGUUUAAUGUUUAAUAUUCCGUACAUACCAGAGGCUAGAGUCAGCACCGCUAAUAGUGGCCAAUAGUGUAGGGACUUUGAUUAGAAAAUUUAAACUUUUUGUAAAAAUAAACCAAUGGCAUUGUUGAAAAGAUGUAAUUUUUUAAAGAAUUAUAACACCAAAAUCAUAUAUUUAGCUGUUGUAGUUUUAAAGUUAUGAAUUUUUAAAGUACGACUUGGUUUGUCAUUUUUUAACAUGGACUGCAUCUCCACAUUCUGUGAUCUCAUUCCGCCAAUCCCGUCAUGCGCAAUGACUAUAUAGUUUAUAUAAGGCAACGCAUUCCCUGCCUUAUCACUAAAAUACUGUUUAGACUUAGUUUAAACUUUCAACUUUGGCACAUGAAUAAUUAAUUAAAGCUUUCCCUGACCAAUGGUUUAAUAGUUUUUGCACACGGCAAACUCUUAUGAAUGAAACUCUGAGGUAGUACUACGAUACAGUUAUGCAAGUGGCUGUGAAUGGUUGCCAAUGACAACGUGUUGCACACGGUAAAUUCUGAUCAUUUAUAAUAUGGAUUCUACCGGGUUGUUAAAGCUCAAAUUAAAACAUUCCAGUUUAAAUGUCUUUAAAUGCAUUCUGAAACACAAGUUAUCAAUUAUUUUGAUGUAAAUAGUGAUAAUAAAUUAAUAUUUCCUAAGUAUCGUCAACUUCCGCCAUUAAAAAGGGGGGCGUGGCCAACCCCAUGGCGAAAUUAGGUUGAGCGAGCUGCAUAACCUGCUGCGAACGCGUAGAAACAUGGCGUCUCUCGUAAGACACUUAUCCAAAUGGAACGGAACUCAAAUAUAUAUCGAAAGUACUAAUUUAAUAAUAAAUAGACACACACAUCGGAAAAUUAAAAACUCGGAUUUUUUGGCGCCGAUUGCGAAUUCCCAUACACAAAAAGUAGUAGUCCACCUUGACUUACCGAAGUAUCUACCAAUAGUACCAAAAUCCGGAAUCCGGGAGAAACCGGAAUCCGGAUCCGGCGGAUUUCGCAUAAGAAAAUCCGAAUCCGGUUGGAAAAAACGGAUCCGGCACACCCCUAAUGUAUAGUAUAAGUUAUAAGUAUUCUGCUACUCUUCUCAUCUACUUGAGACUUGAGGCUACUGACACUCAGUGACACUGCUGUACUGUAGACCUGUUUACCCCUGGGCCUGGGUUAGUGUCACUAGUGUCAGUGUCCAGUUUUGUCAUUUUCAGCUCUCAAAAGCGUAGCUUCAUGCUCCAAAGAGAAGUUUGGUCAAUUAGCGGGUGGGAGUGGGGUGGGAGUUAUGUCAUGUAAGGAAAUUCACUCAACUGCUUGAAAGUUAACACAAAUAAAUAUGCAGGAUGUAGUCCUGCAAUUGGUUUCUUACUUAAGUUAAAGACUUAAGUUUAAGGAUGAGAAGAGGUCUUAGGCAAGCACUUGGGCAGUUCAUUUUAAGUAUUAACAAAGCAAUUCUCUAAAAGACAAUAUUCUGUUUGAUUUAUUGAGAUCGAGACUGCAAAGGUUAAUCACUGUCAAUCUUAUUCAAUUGCUUAUGGUCUAACACAAAAAAUGCAGUAACUUUUUACUGAAACACCCCAAUUAUUAACUUUUAAUAAAAUUAAACCUAACGUGUGAAAAAAAUCUCCGGAAACCAGUUUUUUAGGCUUGCCGUAGUCUUAGCUUUAAAAAUGUAGUUACAACAGCGAAAGAAGCAUAGAAGUAAACAGGUCUGCUACUGUGUUAGUAUAGGAAAGUGUAGUUUGUAGAGCAACACAACUGUUGUUAGUCUUUAAUAUCAAAUACUACUAAAUACUAAAUUAUAGGAGCCUAGCCUAAUCUGUGCCAAAGUAAUCAUUAUAUAACAUAAUCAGUGGAAUCAGGUCACAAAAUGUGGAGGUGCAGUCGAAAAUUACAAACAAACUUGCAUUUGAACAAUUCAUUAGCUCAAAAAGUACUAAAGUCCUAAGCCUAAAGUAGCUGUAAUUUGUUAUGAAACAAUAGAAGCACUGAAAGGAAAUAUUUUGUUCUAUUGAUACUACACUUUGAAUAAAUUAGUCUACAGGAUAAUAUUAUUUUAUUUGAAAAAAUGAUUAUUAUUGUUCGACCUUUGCAUGCAAAGAUGACCAAAGUAUGAGUAGUAGCCUUGACUUGAGCUGUAUUUUGUUUAAAGUGAGGGAGAGUUGCUCAAUUCAUCAGCCUCACACUUUUGUCCGUGACAUUUGAUCCAAUGGCAAGACUUAGUCAAGAUGACUGGAGAUAGUAAACGAGUUCCAUUCACCAGGGGUGAUGGUGCUGUUUUUGCUUGCCUAGGCUUUUGCUGGGGAUUACGUUCCAGUCCACAAGCUUGGGAUUGACCCUGUUCAGAUCAGUCUGCCACCCAUUUGAAAGAAUAAUAGUUAAUUAUCGUGCUCUUGUUUAAAAUCAUUGCAAAGUUUACCUUUCUCUAAUUUAAAAAAAACUAAUUUUAAAUCUGUAUUUGAAUAUUUAUAUUUCAGAGAUUCUGAUCAGCACAUUCACAAAGAGACGAAAAGUUAACAAAAUGGAAUCAGUUUUUGUUCUUUCUAAAACCAUUUGGCCAGCAUUGAGAACAGCUAAACCCUUCACACGAUCCAUUUCAAGUGCCUCAAAAAGGGGAAAUUUAUCUGCUUUCGAGACUUUGAAAAAUGACACACCAAAGUUUGCUGUUGCCCAGAAAUGCAGAUUGCAGCCCAAAACUUCAAGUCGAAUGAUGUUCAAACAGUUUCAUAAAUCUUCUGAACGAGAGGGCAUAUAUGACUAUCAGAAAAGGAUCUUAAAUAAUGAUAAGCAAAGUGUUAACACUGCUUCAGUGUCUGUAUGGAUGAAAAGAUUUAAUCAUUCUGUCAAUGAUUCUACAGUUGCUAAUAACUCAGCAAUGCUUAAAGACCAGUCGGCUCUUCAAAUUCGACGCCCUGCGCGCAAAAAAGUACCAAAACUCUCAGAAGAAGCCAAGGUAAUUAAGAAAGGAUUAAAAGAAUUUCAGUAUGGGCAUAGGGGAAAAAAUCUGAUCAGAGUAAAAAAUAAAAGUUUGAUUUGUGAUAUUAAAAAUAAGAUUGCUUUAACAUUAAAUCAAAUUAUAGUGUAAAUAUUUACCUUGUGAUUAAUUAAAUUAUGUUCCCAUAAAUCAGUUUUUUUGUUAAGUCAAUAGAUCUUUUGAUACACAUUCUAUUUAUAAAACUGCAUGGCUGUAUUAAAAAAGGCAGUGUUCUUGAAAACAUCAAUGUGUCUGUUCAGAAACGAUGGCUUGCUGAGUAAAAUUGGUGAUACUUGGGCAAUGAUGUUGGGGAAUACAACUAGUUAACACUUAAGAUUAAUUUUAUAUGUAUAUAUAUAUCUACAUAUUAUGAUCAAUGUUCCCACUAAGGUUUGCUGGUUCGUGUAAAAAAUCAUGCAGUUUUUGCAAAGUUUUACAUUAUCAAUUUUUUGUUUGCAAAAUUUUACAGUCCAUAAAUAAAAACACACACUUAUAUGGAAAUUUGAUGCGCGGGUACUCAAAACUGCUGCGUGGCCCCUGUGAGAUGCUGCGCAGCUUAAAGGGAACAUUGAUUAUGAUUUGUCUAUGUACACUCCCUAGCACUCUAUAUCUAAUCUAUGUAUAUAUCUAUCUUAUACCACAAAUAAGGAAUAUUUACAACACAGGCAAACAGACUCUGCCAGUAGAUCUAUCUGGUUACAAUAUGUCCUAUCACAACUACUAUGAAAAUAACAAAGACUCUCCCUCUCUGUGAAAUCUGAUGAAGAGCUCUAGGAUAUCUAAAACAAACUAUCAAAUCAUAAGCUGAACUAACCCCUGAUAUCUUUCACACCAUAUUUAUAUCCAUCCCCCCCCCCUCCCCCCAGACACACAUGACUUUGAAUCUUCAUUUCACUCACUAUUCAUUCUCAUAUUUCUGUUACUCCUGUGAUUUGAGCUUUGAUUCAAGCUUCCGUGUGAUUCUGAUACCAUGUCAAUUAUCAUUCAUAUGUGAUUAAAUGUGACCUUGUUGUCUGUUUUUUCAGACUGUACAACUUGAUAAUAUUGUCGCGUAUGCUGUGGCUGAGGAGAUAAAACUUCAACAGUUAGAGAAUUACCUAAUUAAACAAGGCUUGUAUAACAUUGGAAAACUGCCUUUAGGUAAGAAAUUAGCAUCUAAUAUCCCAAAGAGAGAAUUGAAAUGUAUUAAUAUACUUUUAAUGUGUAGGUACUGAUAUUUGUUUUACUAACUGCUUCUGAACAUGGAAUUAUUGAGCUCUAAGUCUAAGAUUAUGUUAAUGAAAGUCUCAUUUUCCAUUUAUCUUUAUAUCAAAUUACAAAUGGUGAAUUAAUUUUUUAUCUUUAAGUCUUUGUUUAAGAAUAAAUGUUUACAUUUUAUAAAAAUUUCAAAGUCACCAGUCAAAAUAAUAUAUGUAUAUGUAAAUGCAAAAUAACUCAUAACCUGACAACUUGUUCCCUAUGCACAGAUGUCACAGAUGCCUUACAUGUCAGGGGAAAAUACAAUAUCGAACAGAAACCCAAAGAAAUAUUUGUAUUUGAGUAAGUUUUAAUGUUUCCAUGCUAAUUUUAAACUAACUGAAUUGUCAGGAGCAACAUGACUUAUUUAUCUCCAGCACUGAUAUAGCAGGAUAUUCUACCUACUGAUUUCCCUUACUUCAUUAUAUCAAUUAAAAUGCAUUGUUUAACAGGCCCAAAUUAACCAAAGCUUAACUUUAUUGAAUAAAUUACAUAAUUAAGUAAAAUGCCAAUAAGUAGGAAUAGUGUGUGUGGGGGAAAUAUUUGUUCUUUAUGUAGAUUUCUUGAAGGUUUGUCUUGUUAGGUGGAAAGCACGGUUUGAAAAUGAGGCAGAGGGUCGGGAUAAGAGUUGAGAUGCAGUGGGACUAAUUGGGCAGGGUUGGUGAGUGAUGUGGAGUAUUAGUGGAAGAGGCUGGGGUUUAAGGAGGAGUUGGACUUGUAGAGUAGACAUUCAUAUAGGGAAUAGUGUUAAAGCAAGAGACAAAGGAUGAUUGGGAGUACAAAAAAUUAAAAAAAAAUAUUACAGUUCUAAUUUAUAAGAGUGGGGGCGCUGUUGUACAUGAUUGUGAAUGGCAUCACCUAGUUAGGUAACAAUUAUAAAUUGAGACGGAGAUCAAUUUUAAAAAAUAUAUAUAUAUAUUUUAUUACAGAGAUGGUUCAGUUGUAUUCUGGUGUGUACCAGAACUAGAGGUAGGUUAUUUAAAAAUUGCUUUUCAUUAAAUUGAUACAGAUAGAAUUUAAAAAAUUUUCGUGAUUAAACUUUGAAUAAACCCAUAGAAAUAAUCAUCUUAAUAUUAUUUCAGAGAAAUGCAUUUCUAAAUAUACUGGCCAAGUUUGUAGAAGGCCCAUAUAUAUCAUCUCUUAUUUUGUUUGAAAGGGAAGAAAUGGACUUCACCUGUGUCAGGUGAGAUAUUAAAUUUAAGCUUUAUUAAUGUAGUUUCGAACUGUUUCUUUUUCAUAAGUCCCUGAAUGUAAAAAGAAAAGUUUUUUUUAAUAUACAGGGCCCUUAUCUUAUGAAAAUGUUGUGGUGAAACUUUUUAUAAUGCAUCACAAUAAACACAUCUCAGUUCAGUAAGAUUAUGUUGGUUUUAUUUAACAUUUGCUGCAAUGUGUACUUGAAAAAUGCUUAUGCUGCAUUAUUUGAUUCAUUUCCAUAUGUCAUUGGCUAAAUGGAACUGUUAAUUAUUUGACUCACAACUUACAUUUGAUAUCUUCUUUACUUUCUUCUCUCCCAGUUUACAUUGAAGUUGUGUCCAUGUUGUGCUGUUCUUUGUGUGUGUGUCUAACUCAGAUCAAAGAGACCUGUAUUAUAUAAUAAUUGGUUCACCAGUUUUUUUCCUUUUUUAAGGUUAAUGAAUGAAUCGCUAUAUAAUAUAUAUAUACAUAAUCUAUUACACCACUAUGUAGACUGUUACAUCACUGUAUACACAGUUACAGUUACAUCACUGUAUACACAGUUACAUCACUUUAUACUCUGUUACAUCUAGUAAAAUAUUUAUAUUACAUCACUUAUACUGUUACAUCACUAUAAUACUCUGUUACAUCGCUAUAUACUCUGUUACAGCUAGAAACAUAAAACAAUUAACUUGAUCUCUUUAGCAAUGGUAAAACAAGCCUGGCAGGGGACAUCAUCCAACUAAGGGAAUCAGACCCUGACAACCAACACCGUCUGUUGGAAAUAUAUACCUUUUCCAAUGCAUUGUCCCAGUCUGUUAAAUUGGCAAUAUGGGAAAACUCACUCAACAAAUUUGUUACUUCAAUCGAAAGAGUUACAGAGGUAAAGAUAAAUUUUCCCCUUUAUUAAGCAAAGGUGUUUUAGUGUAUUGCUUUGUAUCCACAUUUUUGAAACAAAAAUUCAUAACCUAUGCAACACUUGUCAUUAUAGGAAUUGCGACAUGGUCACAAAAUCAGUAUGACUCGUAAAGAAAUUCUUAUGAAAUCAGGGGAGUUGUUUUCUUUGAGGUAGGUUUAAUUGUAUUGUUGAUAUCAUAUAGUGACUAUUUCUUAUAAAAGUAGACUUAGUCAUUAGGUUUAUUGUGUCGUCAUAGUCUAACUUAGGUUGAAAACCUCAUAGUAUUUUUCCUUUUUUAACAAACAAUUGUGGGUCACUCUUACAAAGCAUUUUCAUAAUGUCAUAAUAUUUUCAAAAUAUUUUUUUUAAACCUUCCUCUCAAGUCUAACCUUAACUUCUCUUUAAGAGUAUUUUCAUUCUACUCAAAAUCUUCAAUCAUAAAAUAAACAACUAUUACCGUUUUAUUCCUGCGCAAUUCAUCAUUUGCAUACUACAUUUAAUUUAUGAGAAAAAUGUGCUACUACAUACUGCUCUAUACAGAGUAGCAAUCAUUAACAACUCUAACAAGUUUUAAAUAGAAUAUCUUGCAGUAUUUAACAAAGAAAGAAAUAAGAAAGAAAGAAAAGAUGCCGGUUGGACUGUGCUUUGGGACUUCCACUUUAACUUAUUAGAUAACCACUUCCCUCAUAUCCACAGUUGUCAAAAUUUUGCCCAUCACUGUAUUCCCACGUAUUUGUGGAGAUCUUUUUUGUAUAACCUCUUUGUGUUUAGUCAGACAUUUUUACCUUUUUUAAAAUUCAUUCUAUUAAAAAAAAUUACACCAAAUAUUUCCAGACACAAGUCACCAAAUUCACUCAUGUAAAACUGUUCAUUUAUAAUGUAGUAAUUUGAAAAUUUCCAGUCUAAAAAAUUACACCUUAUUGGUAAUUCAAUUCUCAUAUCUGUUUUAGUUGAUUCUCUUAAUUUUUAUUAGAUGGAAAGUGUGAGCACAUUUAAAAGGAUGCAUUUGUAAAUAAUAAUAAACCCAUAUUUGAAAUACAAUUUUAUCAGGCACUUGAUAAAUUUGAGUUCAGAACUACUGGAUACACCAGAUUUCUACUGGGACAGGGAGCAAUUGGAACCACUUUACUUAUCUCUAUAUUACUAUCUUAAUAUUGCCAGAAGAACAAGGGUGAGUUGAAAUAAUUUAAUUUUGUUGUGCUAUAAUUAUUAAUAUUAAUGAAGAUGCAUUUUGGGAAGUGGGUGCGGUAAUUGAAAAUAACAUUUUGGUUUUUAAAGAAAAUUUUUAAAAGUUUUUGAAGCUUUUGCCACAUUUUUAAGCGUUUCUCUUUUGAUUUUGUAAAAUUUUUGCUUGGUUCUUUUAUUAAAAUAUGCAGUUAUAUAAAAUUAUUGAUGUCGCAAUAAAAUGUGAUAAAGUUGAUGGUAUAUUUAAAUAAGGGUUGCUUUAAUUUUGAAUUUAUCAAGUUUUAUUACAUUAAAUUUAAAACACUUUUGAGCAAAAGGAGAGAUAAAAAUAAAAUUCAUAUUAAUGAUAUAUGAAACAUUUUUUUUCAGGUCAUCAAUGAAAAACUCAGUCACUGCUGUGAACUGACUGAGUUGGUAAGCUCCCACCUGAAUGACACACAUCACACACGACUGGAGGUUAUGAUCAUUGUUCUUAUCAUGGUGGAGGUAAGAAAACGGAAGAGUCAUGGUUUCAGAACUGCUUUUGCAUGCCGCUGUCUUUUCUAGUCGAGGCAUUUUAUUCAGUUUAAAUCAGUUUGCACUUAACUUUAAAAAAUGUUUAAAAUUAAAAUCUUUUAAGGCCAUUUUAGUCAGGUUAAUUUAAUUACCGGUAUUGUAAAAUCAUUCAUCAUAUCAUCACUGUUUUAUCAGAUGUGCACAAAAAUGUUUAAAAUUAUUUUGUUUCCCCAGGUUGUGUUUGAGUGUAUUCACUAUGCCGAGCGAUAUUUUGAUCAUCAAGUAUCAACAGGGAAAACUGCAGGUGUGCCGUAUCUUACUCAGCGUGAAACAGAAACAAGUCAACCCUAAUUAAAUAAAAAAUGUCAAUUAUUUUUUUUAUGUCAGAUUUAGAAUAGUCAUAGUCCCAUGGACUUAAGUCUAAACUUAUAAGGAACUUUCUGAUCUAAAGGGAUGCUCUAUUAUAUAAGAAACAUGAUGUCUCGGUGUCAGAGUGUUCUUUUCUUACUUUCAAUACAAUAUAUUACAAUAUUCCCAUGUUUUUAUGUAGUUUUUACUACCGAUAAUUCAUACAUCCAACAUGAAAGUAACAAUAUAAUCUUUCCCCUCUUGAUUUGUUCACUUUGUUUAACAAGUUAGUUUUUGUAAGAUUUAAUUUUUGUAACAUUUUCUAAACAGUCCCUAAUCAUCGAUGUCUUAGACUAAUCAAUUACCGAAUAAAUAUGUUGUUUUUUUUAAAAAUUGAAAUUGUUUUUAGUGGUUUUAUGUGGAAAGCCAUUUCAAGACUUCACCAUAUAAUUAAUUAAUUAACUUUUGUUAAUAUAGAUUUACUUUUCAAAAUAUUAUUCUUUGUUUUACAUUUUAAGUACUCAAAAGAGAUGUCUCCAAAAAGCCAAUGGAUAAAUUGAUCAAAUGUUAGACUAAAUUGUGUCAUUUGAUCAAAAUAUUUUUGUAUGUAACAGAGUUUCUGACUUAAAUGAAAUAACUAAUACACUUGAACAAUCAUUAUUAUAUUUUUGUUGAGAUUUUCUUGUUUGACAAGAGACUUGAUUGGUCAAGAAUAUUUUUUUUUAAACAUGCUAAUCCAAUAUUUAUUUUGCCUUUGUUCUCCAAAUUUGUCAACAUUGACAUGUAUUUUUAAAAAUUAAAUCAAUCUUUAUAUAAAAUAAUAUAAUACCAAUGCAGCAUACAACCAUGUGAAGCUGAUCUAGGAAUUGCUUGGUUUACCUGGCCCGGUGGUCGGGAACCUAAAGCUCUUUUAUCUUUCUCAUGAAGCUCUUGGCUACUAGAUCAAAAUUUAAUAUUUGGCUCUUUGCCAUGUAAAGGUUUUAGACCCGGGGCCUAGCCACUGAUUGAUCUAUCCAAACUAGGUUGCUCUUGAAGUGUGUAAAUAAUGAUUGUUAGAAAGACAAAUCAUUUUUUUAAAAACCUGACAUAGUGAUAAACAUCAAUUCGAAAUAUAUGAUUUAUCUAAAAUUGUUAAUUAUAAAACUAAUUCAAAUAAGCAGACAGCAACAGACAACAUUAUUAAUAACCUAUUUAUUAUGGGAAAAGGGAUUAAUACAACCAUUUCAUUAACAAAUGCAAUUAAAAAUAAGUUACUUAUAAUAUAGUCUAUGCUUAGCAGUGGACUAUGCGAUAAGGCAUAAGUGAUAAUUGGAAAAUUAUG